Molecule: messenger RNA, 1441 nt
Organism: Lutzomyia longipalpis
Lineage: Eukaryota; Metazoa; Arthropoda; Insecta; Diptera; Psychodidae
Product: polyprenol reductase-like
Exons: 1
Coding region: 315-1250 (311 amino acids)
Biological process (GO): dolichol-linked oligosaccharide biosynthetic process; polyprenol catabolic process
Cellular component (GO): endoplasmic reticulum
Molecular function (GO): 3-oxo-5-alpha-steroid 4-dehydrogenase activity
Source: RefSeq, a predicted model, not a curated record
CCCAAUGAUAAAUAAAUUUUGCCGGACGUGACCAAAAAAGAUAAAAAGAUUUAUUUAUUUGACUAAAAAACUCCGUUGAUCGUAAUUUUUUCUUGGAGGAAACUAUAAAAUUUGAGUGUUUAUCUAUCCUUGAGUUGGUGUUUUAUGUGAUUUUCAAGUGUCGCUCUGGGAAUAUGUUCAAUUUCACCUCUUUGACUUGAAACUGCAAUCAAAGGUUCUCAAGAAACUCUGGGAAAAAAUCAAUUAUUUUGCAAAUCGUGACGUUCGUGAGAAUCUUUGGAGGUGCAAAAGAAAGUUUUUAUAAAAGAAAUUCAAUGUGGGACAUUGGAGAAAUGUGGAUUACACCGUUGGAGCUCCUCUACUGCGGCAUGAUUGCAGGGUUGUGGUUCCUGGGACUCCUUGUGGGUGUCCUGGAACCACAUUUGCCAACUCCACUCAUACAAAUCUAUCGCUAUGGGAAGCACGCAUUGAAGAAGCAUCGUCAUGCUGUUGUGGAUCGUCUGGAAGUGCCCAAAUCCUCCUUCCGGCACUUUUACGUCUUUGCCGUUGGGAUCACUGGACUCACUUUUUACCUCAUCUUACGCACGUAUUUGGGUGAAGAGGCGCCGCCGGAAGUUGUCAUGACAUUACUGGAUUUUCUCUGUGGAACAAAACGGACAGCAAAGGGAAGCGGCGUUGGAACACUCCUGGCCAGUUUUUGCAUCUUCCUGCAAUGCCUACGACGUUUCUGGGAGACACACUUUGUGCAGGUUUUUUCUCGCUCCAGUCGCAUAAAUAUCGUACACUACCUCGUGGGCUAUGUGCACUACUUGGGGGCCACACUGGCAAUCUUGGCACAUGCUCCGGGCUUUGUUGUACCCACUGAGGAAGUCUCCCUGUCAAUGGAUCAACUUACAUUGCGUGUUGUCCUUUCCGGGGGAACGUUCCUCUUCGCCUGGUGGCAUCAGUGGCGCUCCAAUGAGAUCCUUGCACGCCUCCGGAAGAAUCAAACUGGACAAGUUGUCACGGAGAAGCAUUUAAUGCCGAAGGGGGGAUUUUUUGACGUCGUCUCUUCGCCUCAUAUGCUCUUUGAGUGCCUCAUGUACGUCUCCCUUGUUCCUGUGCUUUCCGGAAAUACAGAUUGGCUCCUCGUGACAGCAUGGGUGGUCACAAAUCAGGCACAAGUGGCACAUUUCACUCAUGCCUGGUACCGCGAGACAUUCCCACACUACCCAAAAGCACGCAAAGCCCUCAUUCCUGGGAUUUUUUGAAGAUCCCCUCUGAUUGUUCCGGAAGAUGGGAAUUUAUGUGCCAUACUCGACAAUAUCAUAGCAUUCUCUGAACUUUUUGAGGCUUAUCCACGCACCAAACAUCCCACAGCUAGCAGCUAAUCAAAGAUAUUCAAUAGACUGAGAAGAUUUUUUUAUUUAAAAUUCAAUAAAAGUCUGACUUUUGACAAAAA